UAACUAGAGAGAGAGAGAAGGAGAAGGAGGAGGAGAAGAAGAAGAGGAAGAUGUCGGAUUGGGGACCCGUGUUCGUGGCGGUGGUGCUGUUCAUCCUGUUGACGCCGGGGCUGCUGAUUCAGGUGCCGGGUCACGGCCGAUUCAUGGAGUUCGGAAACUUCAAAACCAGUGGCCUCUCCAUACUGGUUCAUUCCCUGCUCUACUUUGCUCUCAUCUGCGUCUUCCUCCUGGCUAUCGGUGUCCAUAUCGCGAAUAUGUUUUGUUUUUUGGGUAAGGCAUCAAAUCAAAUGGCGGACUGGGGGCCGGUGCUGAUAGGAGUGGUCUUGUUCGUGCUGCUGUCGCCGGGGCUGCUGUUUCAGAUACCGGGAAACAACCGACAGCUGGAGUUCGGCAGCAUGAAGACCAACGGAAAGGCCAUAGCCAUUCACACUCUCCUCUUCUUUGCCCUCUACGCCAUCCUCAUCGUCGCCGUCCACAUACAUAUCUACACCGGCUGAUAAUAUUCACCGUGUCCAAAACAGAGAUUACCCUGUCCCUAUUUGUAUUUUGUUUUCUCAUCUAAUGCAUCGCGCACUCUUUUUCUGAAUCGGAUCGGUUCCAUGGUGGUGGUCGUUGUUAAUUAAUGGUACCAUCUGUACUAGUUUACUGAAAAUAUGAUCUUUAACUUGCA
Molecule: messenger RNA, 670 nt
Organism: Diospyros lotus (date-plum)
Lineage: Eukaryota; Viridiplantae; Streptophyta; Magnoliopsida; Ericales; Ebenaceae
Exons: 3
Coding region: 51-497 (148 amino acids)
Source: RefSeq, a predicted model, not a curated record